Molecule: messenger RNA, 3792 nt
Organism: Anthonomus grandis grandis
Lineage: Eukaryota; Metazoa; Arthropoda; Insecta; Coleoptera; Curculionidae
Gene: swm
Product: RNA-binding protein 26
Exons: 17
Coding region: 167-3229 (1020 amino acids)
Biological process (GO): mRNA processing
Cellular component (GO): nucleus
Molecular function (GO): metal ion binding; RNA binding
Source: RefSeq, a predicted model, not a curated record
GACGGCGACACUUGCAAUUUUCCGAUAAGCAUAACUUUUCAGACGUCGGAAAGUGUUCGGUUGUGAUUUUCAUCAUUUUCUCUUGGGAAACUCCAGUGACUUUCACGCUUUCCUGGUAAUCGAAGGACUUGUAGAACAUUUCGUACAUGCUAAACAUCCAUCCAAGAUGAUAGUGGAGCAAAUAGAAGCUUUCAAAAGUUGGCUGACAGCUGUUCUGAAGCCCAUGUGUGAAGCUGAUCCAGCUGCCCUAGCCAAAUAUGUCCUAGCCCUUGUAAAAAAAGACAAAUCAGAAGCAGAACUCAGGAAAAGUAUGGUGGGCCAACUUGAAGUUUUUCUCGAAGGGGAAACUGAAACCUUUGUAAACUUGGUAUUCCAAACGCUAGCAACAAAGGGUUACAUUCAGACCCCAUCAGUUAUCCCAAAUGCUAACCCACCUAACCCUAAUGUUCUUGGAAAACCUAAAGAGAACAAAGAAACCAAAUUGAUAGUCCAACCCAGUGAGCUGCCAAACCUGAGUGAAGUUGUCAACGGCGCAACUCCCCUGGAAAAGAAAGAUCCUGUGAAAAAAGAUGUCAAAAGUAGAAGAAACUCCGAAAACGGCGAGAAAGAAGAAAGACCACCCAGAAGACGUUCAAGACAUCGUUCUUUAUCGCGCAAUCGCUCCAGGUCGCGAUCCUGGGACAAGGCAAAGAGAUCAAGAUCAAGAGAAAAGUCCAAGGACAGAGUGGAAAGGGAACACCGCGUGGAUAGGGACAAAAGGGACAGACUGGAGAGAUUGGAGAGAGACAGAAUCAGGCCGUGGAGGAACAAAUCUCCUGGCAACAGGCGAUACGAUAGGAGAAGAUCCAGGUCGCCGCGAAGUCCGAGUCCGCCUAGGAUCCGGUCAAGGUCUAGGAGCCCAAGGCAUUCACACAGAAGCAGAUACAGGAACAGCCGAAGCAGGUCAAGAUCUUUAGAAAAAAGAGAAUGGAAGGAUUCUAAAGAUGGAAAAACUCAGUCAAGCCCGGUGGUUAAAGUGCCACCUUGUAAAUCAGUCCUUCAAAUCAUUAGUGGAUCUGGUACACCUACACAGCAAGAAAACCAUGCUGAAGGAGAAGCACUGCCAAACCCAAAUGUAGCCAGUAGUGUGACGGUGCCCGCAAAUAGCUCUAAAAGGAGGUGUCGAGACUUUGAUGAAAAGGGUUACUGUAUGCGUGGCGAAAUGUGUCCCUACGACCACGGGGUAGACCCGGUGGUCCUGGAAGAUUCCACUCUUACGAGGGUUCUUUCUUACGAUCCCAACAGCGAAGUGGCUGGAGCUAUCGCGGCCGGGGCACCUAUUACAUCGGUGCCACCUCCACCGGGUACCACCAUCGUUCCUCCUAGGCUUCCGGAUAACCCUUACAAUCCGCAAGCACCCCAAAUGUGGGCCGGAGGCAGAUUUACUGGACCGAGGCCUAUGGGUGGUGUAAGGCUUCCCGGUAUAAACCCGUUCGUUCCUCAACCUCCGGCACCCAUGGGCAUACAAAGAGAAUUGAUCCCGGUUCCUGUAGUGAUGGAUCAAACCAAGCCCCCCGGUAUAAUGGGUCCCGGAACUUACCCCCCAAUAUCGGGACCCCCUUACGGUCAUCCGGGAACGGCUCCGCCACAGAAUUACGGGCCAGCAAGCCACCACGGCUUGGAGGGAGUUAUGCAUCCCGGCAUGUACAAAAAGAAGUUCGAUUAUAACCGAUUGGGCCCCAGGAAGAAUCCAGGAAACUGCAGUUUGGAAUUGAAAAAAGUCCCGGUGGGGAUGAACACUAUAACCCAUUUAAAUAAUCAUUUCGCGAAGUUCGGUAAAAUCGUGAAUAUACAAGUUCAAUACGAGGGCGAUCCUGAAGCGGCCUUGAUAACGUUCUCGAGUCACGCGGAAGCGAACUCUGCAUACAGGAGUACUGAGGCGGUGCUGAAUAAUAGAUUUAUAAAAUUGUUUUGGCACGAUUCGGAUGGCGGCAAGCAGGAAAAUGUGCCGCCGUCGCAGCAGGGCGUCCUUAAGGAUCGUGUGCCUGGAACUGUGGCUCCCAAUAGCAAUAAAGUUCUAAACUUAGUACAACCAAAAGCGGGUGAACCGGACUCGGAAGCAAAACCAGACGAUACGGAAAAACCCGAAUUAAGCAAAGAAGAAACCAAAGCCCAAGCCACAGCGGCAAUACAGAAAAAUCAAGAUUUGUUGGCGGCACAAGUUAAGAUGAGCAAAAACAAGGAUGAACAACGCAAAGAAGUACUAAAGAUCCAGAGUGAUUUACGCAAAAAGAAGCAGGAGCUGUUGGAUAAGCAGCUUUCGCAGCAAAAGGUUUUGAUUGAAAAAAUGUCGAAAUUGCCCGCAGGACCACAAAGAGAUUUAAUCAAAGAAACCAUCAAAAAAACACAAGAAGCCAUCGAGGGUAUUAAAAAGGACUUGGAAAAGGCCGCUUUGGCCGCCAAGAAUGCGGUCUUAGGUAGAAAAUCCAAAGAAGAAACCCAGAAAGAAUUGCUAGAUAUGGAGCUGGACCUAAUAGCGAAACAACAAGAGGGAGCCGAUACGACGGAAUUGCAAAAGAAAGUGGCCGAAUUAAAGGCGAGGGCGGCGAUGUCCACCCGCGGUACGAUUAGGGGAAGGGGCAGGGGCAGAUUCACCCCCGUGGUCAGCAGGCAUUUGUUAAGCAAGAAUAAUUUGGUGGAUCAUAAUAUGAAAUUAACUGGUAAAAUAAAAACGGCAAACAAAAUCGUGAACAAUCCACCAACGGUCGCUACAGCCGCAAUACCGACGGUUCCUGUACAGCCUGCGGUCACUUUCCAAAAACAUACUACCGAUUACCGACCGACCAGGCUGUUGAUUUCUGGAUACGAAACUGAUGAGCAGGAGGGUGUUUUAGGACAUUUUCAGCAAUUUGGAGAAAUCGUCGACUAUACCAUUGACACGUCUUUGCCCAGUAUCUCUUUAAAUUACAAGACUAAGAAGGAUGCCGAGUCGGCCCUAUUAAAAGGCAAACAUUUUCAGGAUCGUACUUUAUCAAUUACUUGGCAAAGCGGAAACGCACACCGUCUACAAACGCAAAGAAGCGGAGGAUCGUCUACACGAACCGUGUUACUUUCGGAAUCGGAGGAAGAUCAUUUGAUCGAUCACAGUUUGGUAGAAGGGGGUGAUGAAGAGUUGUGUCCAGAAACGGAAGAGGCCCUCCUGCAAGAUGAUGAGGACGAAGAUGAAGAAGACCGUUCUUGGCGUCGAUAGUUUUAUUGAUAAAAUAUUCUUUUUAUAUCGCUUAGUCAUUAUUUUUACCCUUGUUGCCUUUAUUUUCUCCUUUGAGUCAACAGUCAAAAACAGCUUAUUGUAGAUAUUCCGUUUGAAUGAUUUAAAAAAAAAGGGGGUGUUUAAUAUUUUUCUUUUAAAAGGCCAUGUUGUAAUUAAUCAUAUAUUUAACCGCUGAAUUUAUUUUAUUUAAGUUCUCUUUAGCUCUUGUUGUUAAAUGCAUUUUCGAGCUGUGUAAGCCAAAAAUCCGGGGUCGUUUUUAAAUAUAUUGUUUCAUCCGCUGGCUUGAUGGAAUAUUUGAUGCCGUGGUGGUUUUAUUAUAUUGCACCCUGGAUUUUUGGCAAAUUUUACUGUACAAAUGUUCUUUAUUGGUAUGAAAAGAUAUAAAAGAAAAAGCCCUAAACUAGAAAAAAAAACACACACAAAAAAACAACUUGAAAAAAUAUUAUCUAAAAAACAAUUAUUCGUAGAAAAGAUAAGAAAAAAUGUAUUUUUUAAUAAAUUUGGGGCAUAUAUAGAUUAAAAAAAAAAUACACACACACAAA